Messenger RNA from Erigeron canadensis, 844 nucleotides. RefSeq lists its product as uncharacterized. Lineage: Eukaryota; Viridiplantae; Streptophyta; Magnoliopsida; Asterales; Asteraceae. The transcript is spliced from 5 exons. The record is from RefSeq and is a predicted model, not a curated record. The coding region runs from base 122 to 610 and encodes 162 amino acids.
AACCCGACCCCGAAUUUUAAGGCGGUUAUGAAGAUAAAUUUGACCCCAAAAUCGACCUAAAGCCCAUCCUUUCAUUCUCAGCCAGCCGCUCACGAACGAAGCGAAAGGAGGUAGGGUGCCAAUGUCUACAUACGAUCCUCAAGAAACGGACAUCUUGCAUGCUUUUCAAAAAUGGAAGGGAAAGUGGAAGAAACAGUACCCUUCAACUGAGGAGGAGAAGGCUAGGUUCCAAGACUUCAAAAAUAACGUCCUUCAUCAACCGUUUAUUCCUGCAUCAGACCCCCUUUGGGAUCUUUUGAACGAUCAUGCGGACAAGCCCAGAACGGACAACUUCAAUUACAUCCGUCUUGAUUUCUGCAUGCUUGACGAGUCGUCCGAUGAUGAUUUGCCGAAUGACGUUUUUUUUACAGUUCCAGAGGAGAAGGAGGACGGUACAAUUGGUCCACGGUAUGUGACCCCGGCAGAGUUUCGAUGCCACUGGGAGAAAAAAAAAAUGAUGCUACUGUCAAACACCAAAGUACCGUGCUGCCUGUCAAACGCUCUAGUGAUGACAAAGAUGAUACCAAAGACGAGGAUCAGGAUAACGGUACCGCCAAACGCUGAAAUAUAGGCUGCGGGUGCCAAAAACAAGGGUGUUGCAGUGACUGUGGAAAAUGAGGAACCAUAGGAGCAUAUUCCAAGUAUGUGACUCUGCAUAUACUGUCUUUAUGGCUAAUUAACUUGCUGCUUCUUUUUUCCAUAAUGUGUAGAAGAAUUAGACAUUGUUGAAAGUUAAUGUGGCAGACAUUAUCGUAUCUCCAAAAUGAAUCAUGAUAAUUAAAUACUGUGUUUUCCUUAUUGCCUA